AUGUUUCGUCGCAACACAACAGAUAAGCGGCCCGAGGAGAUGAGUCCUCAAGCCAAGAAACAACAAAAGAAAGAAGAGGAAGAUCGUCUGUUGGAGUUGUUUGACAGAUAUGACACCGAAGAUCGGAAAGAGAUAGAUUCCUAUCAAAUCAGCAAAUAUCUUCAACAGCAAUUCAAGCUGUAUCUUCCCGACUAUUUAAUCAAGCAACUUAUAGGAGAAAAGGUGAUGAGUAUCACAUCGACCAAAAUCCAACGGAAAGACUGGCUUGGCUUUUGCACCAUUUUAGACGCAAAAUACGAAGAACUCGACCAAACAAAAAAUUUCGACCACACACAAGAGAUCUUUGCUUCUCAACGAAAAGAAAAGCCGGAGACUUACUCGGACUUCUCUCCAAAACUCGUCAAGUCGAAACGCACGCCGCGAACGGUAGUUCAAAAGCCCGUCUUCUCCAAUGGAAUUAUCACAGACGUUCCUGUCGACUCUCCACAGAAAGACCCGAAGAAGCGGAUCUCAUCACAGGAAUCCUUUUGUGAGCAAAUCUUCUCACCUCCGAUGAUCGUUGCGUUGCCGAAGAAGAUCCAUUACACGCGCCUUUCCUUAGACGACCAGACGAGAGAUAUAAUUAAACAAAUGAAUGAUGAGAAGGUACUUAAAGAGCGGAGUGAAGGCAAUAUGAGUCUAAAGUCGACACUUCCUGGGGAGAAUGAAGGGACUCGACGUAAGCAAUGGGGCAAUUUACUUCGCAACUUCUCUGAGAAGCCGUUAGAAGACACACUAGACUUAAUGUUAGGGAAUACGGAGGAAGUCUUAAUGAACUCGAAAGUGAAGAAAUGUAUCUACAAAGUCACGACGCGGAUCAGUAACGUCAAAGUGGAAUUAAAAGAGAAGUUGUCGUGUGUCUUUGCGGUGUAUGCGAAGAACAUUUUAUUAGAAAAGAUUACGUCGGACAUGUACUUUGAUGUGAAUGUCGAACCGCCACAGAUCGGCUUUGAGAUUGGGUCGGAUCAUUUACGAGAGAAAGGGAAGAAGAUUUAUGCCGUUCUCUUUGUUUAUCGUGCAGCAGAUGCAAAACAGAAUACAAUGCGAGAGAUCUAUUCCGGUGGGGAAUUACCUAAAGGGAAGAAAUUGGAAACUUUAAAACAACAGAGUGAGUUCAGUCAUAAGACUUUAAUAGGAAUAGGAGCUGAACGACUGUAUGUCACUACAAGUAAGAAGAAUGGAUACGUCUUAAGUCCUUUGGAGAAACAAUUUGGAUUGAAGAUCUAUCGCGACGACGAGUUUAAAGACCUCUCCAAGUUCUUGAGCGAUGUCGAGAGUGCAAAGGAAAUCAAAGCAACAACGCUCACGUGGAUAUUACAAAUAGAACAGUUGCGCGACCCCCUCUCAAAGAUUAAACGACGCGAUUCCCCACGAACGUCCGACUUCAAAAUCUUCGACGCGAAUUUGGUCGAGUUCAAAGACCAAAGCGAAGACAUGAAAGAACUCUAUUUACUCGAAGAUGUCAGUUAUCCCACAACAGCAUCGACUGCAAUGACUGAAUUUGGGAUGAACUAUUAUAUCUAUCCAAAAGAACUUGUCAUGAAAGAGAAACGGAAGAUAUGGACCUUCAUAGAAGUGUCGAUGCGGACCUCCGACGUCGACGAGAAAGAGUCCGAGUCAUAUAUAUCUGCGUUUUAUCCACAAAAAGAGCGAGGCGAGUUCAUGAGGACAUACACAACAGCAGUCAAAUUGUCGGGAAAGGCCGUUCGCUUUAACGACGAGAUCAAAAUCCGCAUGCCGAAGACGAAGGAAGCGUAUUCGGAGUUAACAGAGUGGCAUAUCCUCUUCAAGGUGAUGGAGAUGCAACUCGACGGGACGAAGAUGGAGUGCCGCGCACUUGGAUUCAUGCAACCUGUCUUACCGCAAACGAAUGAAUACAUCGUCAAUUUGUAUAAGCCGGGGCCUUCGGGGUAUCUAGCGAAGACGAAAGAGACACGUGGGACGUUAAAAGUAGGGAUCACGAAUUUGGUGAGUGUAGUUCCUGCUAUUAAAGAGAUUCAAAUGCUUGGGGAGACGUCGACGGGCUUCAUUAAUGCGGUCGACAAGCUAUCAAGGUCAUCGCUUGGGACACAAAAACCAGUGUUACAGAUAUACAUGCCAACGAUGUUAAAUUGGAUGAUUGGCGGGUUGAUAGGACAGAAGUCAUUGGGAGUGUUUGUGACGUUCUUUCGAUUUGCGUUGAACUUAAGAAAUGAGGUGAGAGACCCAUUAGUGUUGGAGUAUGUCAAUGACUUCUUUGAUCCGCGCACAUUAAGUUCGUUAUAUUCACACUACAAAUACGUCUUCUUGUUAAUAGUUGGAGAUACUGCUGAUCUCUUCAUGAAGAAUGAAGCCAACUUUGAUCAGAACGUCGUGUUGUGGUCUUGGUUCUUCUUUGAUAUUAUCAUUCGGUCGACGGUGGAGUAUUUACAUGAACAGAUGGACAAGGGGAGUUCGUUGGAGACGUGUUAUGUCUCUGCGGAAGGCAAUCGGUUUGAGAAGAGUGUGUUUGAAUUGGUCGAGUCGUUUGUGCAUCAAGUCACGCGACUUCCAACGGUCUCUGCGCAAAUCAAAGCGAAUCUUUACUUGGGGAAGUUCAUGCGAGACUUAAUGCGGUUCUGGAAGUUGACAUUUGUUGUGAAGUUACUUGAAAUAGUGAUGGACUGGUAUGCGUCUGGGGGGAAUGUGAAGACCGAUGUGAAGCGCGAGAAGGUCACGCAAAUACUUCGUGUUGAUAUGUUAAAUAUAUUCCGAGACUCUUCAUUACUCUUCUUGUCGUCGUACAUAGAAAGUACUGAGUCAUUUGAUGAGAGGUGUUUCUCGCAGCAGACCAUCUUGACGUUGAUGAUUCGGAAUUACAUGAUGUUAAUACUACGAGGUGGGGAGUUACAGAAACUUGGGGUAUAUGGUUUAUCGUUAUUAGUGAUGCGAUUUGACUGCGACACGACGUUACAGAAGCGUGAAGCUAAAGAGAGAUUAGCGGAUAUGUUAAUGCCAAUUGUGAUCUAUAUGAUUGAAGAAAUCGACUUCUUUAAAGGAUGGCACCAAACAAAUUUGGUGACAUUGGAUGUGUACGACAUCUAUAUGAUGCAAUGCUUUGUCCUCUGUUUUCUCUUUGUUAUUAAGAACUUGAAGACACAAACACUCCGAAGCUAUUUGAAAGUGCCAUUGCGGUGUUCUGUGUUACUGGACCACUUCGAGUGGUCCCUCAAAAUCAUUUCUAUGCCAAUUUCAAGUGUCUUUUCCCCAAUCGAGUUAUUCAAAGUCGCGCGAACAACAUUGUUAAAAGAAGUGUGUGACGAGAAAGCAGAUAACGUCUUCUUCACGUUAAAUCGCGACGAAAAGGUCGUGGAGGAACUUUGCGACGACGAGCUGUCGAAAAGCCCAAAACCAAAGUCGAUGAUUUCAGUGUCGCAAGUGCCUAAGAGACCGUCACUCAUCAACAACAUCGGAAAGACAUUAAAAGACACGUUGUCGUCGUCAUCGUCAUCGUCU
This is a messenger RNA of Entamoeba invadens IP1, 3513 nucleotides long. RefSeq lists its product as hypothetical. NCBI's taxonomy places the organism in Eukaryota, Evosea, Mastigamoebida, Endamoebidae. Gene Ontology annotation, biological process: small GTPase-mediated signal transduction; positive regulation of GTPase activity. The transcript has 2 exons. Gene Ontology annotation, molecular function: guanyl-nucleotide exchange factor activity. The record is from RefSeq and is a predicted model, not a curated record. The annotation marks the transcript as partial.